Molecule: messenger RNA, 1791 nt
Organism: Cavia porcellus (domestic guinea pig)
Lineage: Eukaryota; Metazoa; Chordata; Mammalia; Rodentia; Caviidae
Gene: Rhex
Product: regulator of hemoglobinization and erythroid cell expansion
Exons: 8
Coding region: 641-1156 (171 amino acids)
Cellular component (GO): plasma membrane
Source: RefSeq, a predicted model, not a curated record
UUGUAUUGAAACAUGAGCACACACAGCGCGUGAGGGGCUGCCGACUGUCCCAUCUAUACCGACUUUUCCUCACCCCAGGGUGGGGGAGAGACAGACGGCAGUAUCUGCCCUCCGCCUGCUCCACUCAGCUGAGCCGAUCGCUAUCUCUCUCCAGAGCUGCCUGCGCUGCACCGCGCUGUUGGAAAUGAUGAAACACUGGUGGCUGACUGCAAUGACAAGAGGGGGUUCUGGGUAGAGCUGCAGACGGUGAAGUUGUUUCCAUCAGGCUGGGCUCAGCCUUUGCCCCUAGCCCCAGAGAAUUUCAGGAUGUGCAAUUCAGUUUGCAGUCAGCUCAGAGAGAACCUGAGAUUCAGCAGUCUGACUUUGUAGACAUAAAUCUUGUGUCCAUGAGAUCUGAGAUCUGUCUGCAUUAGCAACAACAGCCCUCAGGGAUCCAUCUAGAAGAUGGCUCCUCACCACCUGGGGUAGUGACUAAAGCCAGAGAGGACCCAGAGAAGAUUUCUCUAAAUACUCAGGACAAAGGUGCCCAGGAGGAUCUUGUUGGCUGCUCUAUCUGUGAUUUCUCCUAGGCCUCUGUCUGCUGCCCCUCAAAGAGGCUGAACCCCUCUACCACCAGUGGCGGCACAGUCGGAAGUUCAGCAUGAGCUUGACAGAUGCAAUGCAGCUCUGGCAUGGCCUGGUGAUCGCGGUGGUGUCCCUCAUCCUCCAGGCCUGCCUCCUCACUGUGGCUGGUUAUGUAUUCAGCAGGCGCAUAGGCCAUCAGAAUGAACGGGUGCUUCAAGUGGUCAGGAUGAAGGCCCAAGAGUCUGGCCCUUCCCCCCAGCCCCCACUGGCUGCCAAGGAGACUGCAGAAGCUUGGACAGAAAGAAGCACCCCUCUGUGUGCUCCCCGUUACAGGCGUGAGAGCAACACAUUAGACAGCUCAGACAGUUCAGACAGCUCGGACAGCUGCCAGAUCACCAAGGAUGUGAAUUAUACACAAGUGGUCUUUUCAACCCCUGGAGGACUAAACAGGGAAUCUUCCCUGGACUAUGAGAACAUAAAGGAAGCCACAGAUUAUGUCAAUGUCAAUCCAAAAAGCGACAAGCCUAAUUUUUGGGCAUUUUCAAACCCUGCUGUCUCUGAGCCAGUAGAAUAUACUCAAGUGGUUAUAUGAACUCUAGUGGUUAUUUUUUUAAAACUAAGCUGCCUCUCUAUUGAUGGAUUUAUUUUGCAUGGGAAUUCUUUUAAUUUAAAGAAAUGGUAUAGGGAAAAAAAUAGGUCUUACUCCAGAAAGAAAGCUCAAGAUCAGAUGUUAGGAAGAACUUCCAAGUAAAAUUUGGAAACGCUGGUACACAUCAGUAGAGAAUGUGAUGAGGUCUUUUAAAAAGUUUUAACAAGCUGCAUGAAGUCCUAUUUGGUGAUCUUAAGGUCUCAUGACUUCUCUUUGUUUAUUUGCAAUAAGUAAUUUUCUUAAAAAUUUUAAGUAGAAUUGCAAUCACUGGUUCCUCUUUCCCUCUUGCCUAAUUUUGCGUGUUGACCCUUUUAUCAGUGAUGUAUUUUGCUGAGUAAUUAUGCUUUGCCUUUAGAAUUUCAAAUAAUUCACUUACAAAGCCUAUCAUCAAUCAGCCUUUGAGUUUGCCAUUUUUUUUAACAAGCCCAAGAUGACAAAGAAAAUCAUAGUCAAUAUCUGGUAGUAUCACAGUUGGCAUUCCAAGGUAAACUUUUCAGAAUUUAAUACAGUAAAAUUCAAUGUCCACUCCUGGGUUUUUAAAAAAGCAAUUAUAAAUAAAAAAGUCCUUCUUGAUUUGA